Oncorhynchus tshawytscha (Chinook salmon) is the source of this 5954-nucleotide messenger RNA. Its product is annotated as aggrecan core protein-like. Lineage: Eukaryota; Metazoa; Chordata; Actinopteri; Salmoniformes; Salmonidae. Gene Ontology annotation, biological process: cell adhesion. Gene Ontology annotation, molecular function: calcium ion binding; hyaluronic acid binding. The record is from RefSeq and is a predicted model, not a curated record.
CCGGUGUGAAAGUGGAUUCUUUUCGCUCUCCACACUCGCGCGGCCCAUCGUCCUCUACCGCUCGUGGGCUGUCACUGGGAUUUUAAGCUGGUACACGCGACCAUCAACGGGACAAGAAACAUUUACGACAGAAAACUCACUGAGAAUAAACGUUCCUCGAAGAAAUAAGAAUUCCAGAAUAAUUUACCUUUUCUGCAGGUGCAGUUUUUAUCUUUGAGCUGACGGAUCGCGGAGAGAGUCUGCAUUUCUACAGGUAAACUAUGACCAGGUGGAUUGUAUUACUUUGUGUUUGUCUGUCCGUCACCUCGGCAACAUUCAACAAUUAUCAGCAAAUCAGCAGCUAUGAGGAGCACUCCUUUCUGGACCCUGAGGACACACUGAGUGUGAGCGUCCCCCUGGAGCUGCCUCAGCGCCCUCUACUGGGCAGCACCUUGGUACUACCCUGUUACUUCCAGGACCACACCGUCCACGACCCCGGCGCCCCCACCAUUGCCCCCCUGUCCCACCGCAUCAAAUGGAGCCGCAUCACCAAGGAGCGUGUCUCUGUCAUCCUGGUGGCCAUGGACGGAGAGGUCAAGGUGGAGGAGGACUAUCUGGACCGGGUCCACAUGGUGGGCUACCCCCAGACCCCCACUGACGCCAGCAUCAAGAUCACAGAGUUGAGGUCCAACGACACCGGCACCUACCGAUGUGAGGUCCAGCACGGCAUCGAGGACAACCAUGACACUGUGGACGUCCUGGUUCAAGGUAUCGUGUUUCACUACCGGGCCAUCACGACACGCUACACUCUGACCUUUGAGAAGGCCAAGGCAGCCUGUAUCCAGAACAGUGCUGUGAUCGCGACCCCAGAGCAGCUCCAGGCCGCGUACGAUGACGGCUUCCACCAGUGUGAUGCCGGCUGGCUCUCUGACCAGACUGUCAGGUACCCAAUCCAUGAUCCACGUGAGAAUUGCUAUGGCGACAAAGACGAGUUCCCCGGGGUGCGAACCUACGGAGUGAGAGAUGUCAACGAGACUUACGACGUGUACUGUUUUGCCGAGAAGAUGACAGGCAGUGUGUUCUACUCUGGCUCUGUGGCUAAGUUCACCUACUCUGAGGCUGAGGAACAGUGUAGUAAGCAGGGGGCCCUGUUGGCCACCACAGGACAGCUGUACCUGGCCUGGCAGGCUGGUCUGGAUGUGUGCAAUGCAGGCUGGCUAGGAGACAGGAGCGUCCGCUACCCCAUCAAUGUCCGGAGGCCGCAGUGCGGAGGGGGUCUGCUGGGGGUACGGACUGUGUACCUCCACGUCAACCAGACGGGGUACCCCCUCCCCGAAUCCCGCUAUGAUGCCUACUGCUACACAGAAACGGACGAGGAGGGCUCAGGCAUGGUGGUGCCCAUCGAGGCGGGCAGCGGCGUGCUGAGCUUUGCCACGGUGACCCAGGGUCCUCCCGAGGUGUUCUUCAGGAACAUGACCACAGAGAGCGAGGCGCUGGGCGAGGACCUGGCCACCCAGAAACCCACUAGCGUGGACUUCACCUUCGGCCUGAGUUGCCCCUGCCACAGCCGCCCAGUGUCACCGAGCUGCCCCUGCCACAGCCGCCCAGUGUCACCGAGCUGCCACAGCCGCCCAGUGUCACCGAGCUGCCCCUACCACAGCCGCCCAGUGUCACCGAGCUGCCCCUGCCACAGCCGCCCAGUGUCACCGAGCUGCCACAGCCGCCCAGUGUCAGAGCUGCCACAGCCGCCCAGUGUCACCGAGCUGCCCCUACCACAGCCGCCCAGUGUCACAGAGCUGCCCCUACCACAGCCGCCCAGUGUGACAGAGUUGGUUGUGGAUGUGGUGGGGAGAGUAACGGCCAGGCCGGAUGUGGGGAGUCAGAUCGGCGAAGUGAGCAGAUCAGGAUAUUUAUUUUCUGCUACAGGCGUGGUGUUUCACUACCGUGCUGGAUCUAGUCGCUAUGCCUUCACCUUCGUGGAGGCCCAGCUGGCCUGUCAGAGUGUUGGAGCCUCCAUCGCCACCCCAGAGCAGCUCCAGGCUGCCUAUGAGGCCGGCUACAACCAGUGUGAUGCAGGCUGGCUUCUGGAUCAGACCGUCAGGUAUCCCAUCGUGUCUCCUCUGGAGAAGUGCUCUGGGGAUCUGGAGACUUUACCAGGAGUGAGGACCUAUGGACUGAGGCCCGCUGACGAACACUACGAUGUGUACUGCUACGUGGACAGACUCAGGGGUGAUGUGUUCCAUGCUGGCUCCAGUGAGGGCUUCACCUAUGACGGUGCUCUGGCUCACUGUCAGGAGCUGAACGCUACCCUGGCCUCUACUGGCCAGCUCUACGCCGCCUGGAGACAAGGCUUGGAUAAGUGCCGCGCAGGUUGGCUAAUCGACCGGAGUGUCCGGUACCCCAUCACCAACCCCCGGGCGGCGUGUGGUGCAGAGAAGGCAGGGGUGUACACAGUAUACACCCACAACAACCAGACGGGAUACCCAGACCUGUAUUCCAGAUAUGACGCCUACUGCUUCAAAGUGGACAUCUUGUUUGUCGCCAAUGAAACUGGAUUGAACAUCACAGAGAUAGAAGAGGCUUUGGUUAACCUCACAUCCAUCACUGAUUUGCUGAGGCCUGUCCUGCCUUCCAUCACUCCUCCCAUCUCUGUGGAGUCCUCAGGCUCUGGUUCCGGGGCCUCUGGGGCGAGUGGAUCCUCCGGAGAUCUCUCUGGUGAUCACUCCGGUGAACUGCCUCAUUCCGGGGAUCUGUCCGGGUCAGGUGAUCUUUCAGGCAGCGGAAGCGCAGAGAUUCCCAGCGGAUCAUCUGGUCUGAGUAGUGGAGAUGCGUCCGGCUCGGGGCUGAGUGGAGACGGAUCAGGAAUAACGGUCACUUCAGGGAGGGGCAGUGUUUUAUCCGGUUUGGGCUCUGGGGGUCCUCAGGAGGCUGGAGAGGGAAUAACGGUCACCUUCUCUUCAGGGAGUGGCAGUGUUUUAUCCGGUUUGGGCUCUGGGGGUCCUCAGGAGGCUGGAGAGGGAAUAACGGUCACCUUCUCUUCAGGGAGUAGCAGCGUUUUAUCCGGUUUGGGCUCUGGGGGUCCUCAGGAGGCUGGAGAGGGAAUAACGGUCACUUCAGGGAGGGGCAGUGUUUUAUCCGGUUUGGGCUCUGGGGGUCCUCAGGAGGCUGGAGAGGGAAUAACGGUCACCUUCUCUUCAGGGAGUGGCAGCGUUUUAUCCGGUUUGGGCUCUGGGGGUCCUCAGGAGGCUGGAGAGGGAAUCACUGGGAUCCUCACCUUCCCCACGGAAAUGGGAUUGGGAAUGUUCAGUGGCAGUGGGUUCCUGUCGGGAUCGGGAAGUGGGUCCGGUGUCAGUUCUGAGGAGAGCGGCUCUUCAUCUGACAGCUCCAGCAGCUCUGGGGAAAGUGGGGAGUUGUCUGGAAUGUCGUCCGGCUCCAGCUCUAGUUCCAGUGAGGAGUUUUCCGGAUUUCCCUCAGGAUUCUUUCCCUCAGGAGGCUCCAGUGGUCAUUCGGGAGAGGAGUCGGGAAGCGGAGACACUCAGGUCCUGCUGAUCGAUGGUAAACUGGUGGAGGUUUCCACCUCUCACACACACAAAGAGAAGGAGCUGGGUGGAGGGGGCCUGGAAUUCAGCGGCUCCGGAUCUGGCAGCAGUGGCUCAGGGUCCUUCCCGGGUGUGACCUUCUUGGGGUCAGGGUUUACUGACCUCACAGGGUCAGCCUCAGGAGAACAGGAGGCCUCGGGGUCUCUCCACUACGGAUACGGAGCGGGAAGAGGUGGAUACGCAUCAGGGUUCGGAACGUCGGGCUUCCCCUCCGGGGACAUAUCUGGAAUCUCCAGAUCCUCCACCAGCGAUGAGGAGGACAGCGCUGUCACCUUCCUGACUAAUGACUUCAUGACAGUGGUUUCCAAGGCGACCACGGUUUCCAUGGAGCUGGGGGCUGGGCCAGUGCAGUUCAGCGGGCAGGGAAGUGGGUCCCACACAUGGAGCGGUGCUGACCACCCAACCCAGGCCAGCGGUGUCUCAUCUGGGGCACACUCUGGAGAUCUGCUCCCUGUGGUGCUGUCCUCUCCGCCCAGCAACAGGGAGCUUAUGGAGGGCACAGAAGGGCCAGAGGAGGCCAUGGCUGAGCUGGGGGAGACCACCAGCGAGUUUUACGUGACCUUUGCCCCCGACCUUGCUCCUGCCGGAUUGGCUGCCCCAGCCAUCUCCCUGCAGACCCCUGCCGUCAUGGAGAAGCCAUCCUCAGAGGAGGGUAUCCCUAACCCAUGUGACCCUAACCCGUGUGGUGCUGGGUCAUGCUCAGUGGAGGAUGGUGUUGGGUUGUGCCAGUGUCCGCCCGGGAAAGUGGGAGAAGGGUGCCAGUAUGAGGUUGAUGUGUGCCAUUCCAACCCUUGUGCCAAUGGAGCCACCUGUGUGGAAAAUGCAGACUCUUACAAAUGCUUAUGCCUGCCCAGCUACGGAGGGGACCGCUGCGAGAUUGCCUCUGUCUCAUUAUCGCCCCCUGCUGUUGACGGCACAGACGAGCAGGAUUGUGAGGAGGGGUGGACUAAGUUUCAGGGCAACUGUUACCUGCACUUCCCCGAGAGAGAGACCUGGCUGCAGGCCGAGCAGCGCUGCCGAGACCUCAGCGCUCACCUGGUCAGCAUCAUCACCCCAGAGGAACAGCACUUUGUCAACUCCAACGGCCAGGACUACCAGUGGAUUGGGCUCAAUGACAAGACAGUGGAGAAUGACUUCCGCUGGAUAGACGGCACACCACUGCAAUUUGAGAACUGGCGGCCGAACCAGCCGGAUAACUACUUUAACUCUGGAGAAGACUGUGUGGUGAUGAUCUGGCACGAGAACGGCCAAUGGAACGAUGUUCCCUGCAACUACCACCUGCCCUUCACCUGCAAGACUGGCCCAGUCUACUGUGGCGCACCGCCAGAGGUGGAGAAUGCCAAGAUGUUCGGCAGCAGGCGGGAGCAGUAUACUGUGGGGUCCAUCAUCCGCUACCAGUGUAACCCAGGCCUCCUACAGCGCCACCUGCCUGUGGUGCGCUGCAUGGCAGACGGACAGUGGGAGAAGCCACAGGUGGAAUGCCUGGGCGCAGUGCCCUCCCCCAGUAACAGAAUACAGCGCAGAUCGAUCAGAAGGCGAGGAGAAUCAACCAGCAGCAAACGUCACUAAGCAGGGAAGACUAAGGGAGAUCUCUUGAAGAUAAUUAUUUUAUAAGAACAUUUACAGAACACAGAAGCCAUUUUCUAACUUACUAACGAGGUUUGAAUGUUUGAAGUACCCACCUUGUACAUAAGACCAAAUCAACUUUGAGCAGUAACAUUGUCUUUUCAGUUUGUCACUCUCUGACUAUUUAAAAAAAAGUAUAAAUUAAGCCAUUAUGUAAUUGUAUGUUUUUUUCAUUCUUGUCCCAAAAUAAUGACAUGUUUUCAUUAUAUAUAAGAGUUGUUUAUUGUUUGGAGUUUUAUUGUUAUUAUUAAUAUAAUUUUUGGUUUUGGUGGAUUGUGAUGCCGUCGAUAAGAUGUGAGUUGUUGCUAAAAUACUUUGUCCAUGUCGCCAACUAGACUGGAUUAUGGAGACACGGUGUAGGGUGAAGUUUCCGCUAGACACUGAUCUUGGGUCAGUUUUACUUUUCCUCCACUAAUGGUUAAGAUUAGGGUUGGUGGAGAGGAAGCUGAUCCUAACUCUGUACCUAGGGGAAACUUCACCCCGGAGCAUGAACUCAUAGACGGUGCAUCAAUCAGACUCUCUAGUCUGUUCUAGAUCUUUGCCAAACCAGACAGUGUGUGUUAGACUGUACCACCCAGUGGUAAACACCCAAUCUGGACCAGCUGGUAUUUAAUGGGGGUUUGGCAGGUUGCUAUGAGCCAAGCAGAGGCUUGGUGAAAUUCACCCAUGAGGAGAUACUAGACAGUCAGAAGUAUGUUUGUAUUCUGGAGGUGCCUACGUAAUAAACACUCACUAUGGGAGAUGCAUAUA